UGCAAUAGGCCACGUGACCCUCCUCAGUAGUUCCCAGGCGGUCACAUCGGCGAGCUGGAGACUAUGGAUCAGAGGGUUGGGUUGUUUGUUCUUCUGGCGGCAGGCCUCCUCUGCCUCAGUUUAGCCCCUGUCUCUCGGGCCGAGGACCUGGUUGAGGACAUUCUGGGUGACGACAUGGACGUGGAGGAUGAGCUGGAUCUGGGUUUGGCUGGAGCCGAGGAGGAGGAACUGGAGGAUCUAGAAGGGGACAUGCAGGAUGAGGCUCCACCUGCCCCUAAAACUCCUCCUACACCGAAGGUGACCUACAAGGCUCCAGAGCCAAUGGGGGAACAUUUCAUCGCAGAGUCUUUUGACCGGGGGACACUUGAUGGCUGGGUGGUGUCCAGCGCCAAGAAGGAGGAUGCUGACGAAGACAUCGCUAAGUAUGAUGGUCAAUGGGCGGUGGAGGAGAUGAAGGACAGUAAACUGCCUGGAGAUAAAGGUCUGGUCCUGAAGUCCCGAGCCAAACAUCACGCCAUCUCAGGCCAGCUGCUGCGUCCUUUCACCUUUGAUACCAUGCCCCUCAUCGUCCAGUAUGAGGUGAACUUCCAAUCCGGUAUCGACUGCGGCGGCGCCUACGUCAAGCUGCUGACUCAGACCUCUGACCUCGACCUGGACCAGUUUGUGGAUAAAACUCCGUACACCAUCAUGUUUGGACCCGACAAAUGUGGAGAAGAUUACAAACUGCACUUCAUCUUCAGACACAAAAACCCCAAAACUGGAGUGUACGAAGAGAAACACGCCAAGAAACCCGACGCUGACCUGAGGACGUACUACACCGACAAGAAAACACACCUGUACACACUGGUGGUGAACCCUGACAACACCUUUGAGGUGCUGGUGGAUCAGACCGUGGUGAACAGCGGCAGCCUGCUGGCAGACGUGACCCCCCCUGUGAACCCCCCAGCUGAGAUCGAGGACCCCGACGACCAAAAGCCAGAGGACUGGGACGAGAGGCCCAAGAUCCAGGACCCCGCCGCCACCAAGCCCGAAGACUGGGAUGAGGAUGCUCCUGCCCAGAUUCCAGAUGAAGCUGCAGUCAAACCUGACGGCUGGCUGGAUGAUGAGCCAGAGUACAUCGGAGACCCUGACGCCGUCAAACCUGAAGACUGGGACGAGGACAUGGACGGCGAAUGGGAGGCUCCUCAGAUCCCUAACCCCGCCUGUGAGACCGCCCCCGGCUGCGGCGCCUGGAAACGACCAAUGAUUGACAACCCCAGCUACAAGGGCAAGUGGAAGCCCCCCAUGAUUGACAACCCCAACUACCAGGGCAUCUGGAAGCCGAGGAAGAUCCCCAACCCCGAGUUCUUCGAGGACCAGCACCCGUUCAGGAUGUCUCCGUUCAGCGCUCUGGGGCUGGAGCUCUGGUCCAUGACCUCCGACAUCUUCUUUGACAACUUCUUCAUCACCAACGACCGCAACGCCGCUGAUCGCUGGGCCGCCGACGGCUGGGGCCUGAAGAAGGCUGCCGAGGGCGCCGCUGAGCCUGGUCUGGCAGCUCAGAUGCUGAAUGCUGCCGAGGAGCGUCCAUGGCUCUGGGUCGUCUACGUCCUCACGGUGGCUUUACCGCUCGUCCUCAUCAUUGUCUUCUGCUGCACCGGCAAGAAGAAGAGCCCAGCGACGCCGGCGGCAGAGUACAAGAAGACAGAUGAAGCUCAGCCUGACGUGAAGGAGGAGGAGGAAGAGGAGGAGGAGGAGGAGAAGGCUGAAGAGGCUGAAGAGGCAGAGAAGAGCAGUCCAGUGGCAGAAGAGAAGAGUGACGGAGAGGAGAGCCCUGCAGAGAAAGAGGAAGAGGGAGCUGAGAAGGAGGAAGAGAAGGAGGCGACAGGUGACGAGAAGUUGGAGGACGACGUUCUGCGGAGAUCUCCCAGGAACAGGAAGGUCAGAAGGGACUGAUAUCUCUGAAACCACAGCCCUGACCUCAACACCCCCCUACCCCCACCCACCCCCCAGAAUGCCCCCCCUCCCUCCCCUUCUUCUACUCCUCUGCUCCGAGGUGAUGAAGCCUAAAUGGAACCCGUCUGAAGCAGUGAAGCCGACAGGAAACUAAUCAAGACCUCCAAUAUGGACGCCUGAUGAUGAUUACGAUGGUGAUGAUGAUUCCAGUGUGAGCAGGACUGAGUUAGUGUGAUUAAAAAGGAUUUUUGUUUUCGAAAGAGAUUAACUGAGAUUAACUAAAACUUCCUGCAUCAUUCCUUAACAACACCUGAGCAGCAAGCCACGGGAUCAACUCGGUCCGUCCCGUCUGACGCACCGCCCGCUGCUCACCGCCCGGCGCCACCUUGAGCUAACAAGUUCCCCGCCCUACCAACAGCUUGCUAAUUAGCUCUCAGCAGCUUGCUAAUCAGUGUCCUGACAGAUGGAUGUUUGGGUAUCAACACCCACUAGUUAUUUUACAAUCUGAGCUAGCCUACCAUGAUCCUGCUUGGGCUACUAACACAUUGCUAGCCUAUCUUAAUAAUUAAGCCAUGAGCCGUUAAGAUUAUCCUGCAGUCAGAGGAUUACCCAACCAUAAAUCCUGUUAAAUAGGCUACCAAUAGGCUGCUGGUAAGACCGCUAAUUGGGUACUGAUUGAUAAACUGUGGAAUUCACCAACCAAAUGUCUUGACAAUUACCUAGCAACAACAUGCUAAUUAGCCCACAAAUAUUGUUAUUAACUUUAAAGCAACUAUCUAGUGUGCCAGGCUAGCAACUAGCUUGGAAGCAACGCGUAAAAUUCACCUGCUUACACUUGAUUUAUUAGCCUUUGGGGAGUCUGGAAAUUUAUUAUCCUGAAAAUGGUUUGGGAAUUGGCUCACCAAAAGUAUUGCUAAUUGGUCUCCUAGCCUGCUAAUUAGCUCAUGAGCAAAUUGGUAGUAAUUUGGCUACUUGUACUGCAAUUUUAAGUAGCAACUAACAUCCUACUUGAUUACAGUCUGCUGAUUAGGGUAACAGCAGGCUGCUAACAAGGCUACAAUAAUUCUAAUUUACUUACCAACAACUGGCUAAUUAGCUGGCUUAAAGCUAAUUCACCUACUAACUAGGCUUGUUAGCCUUCCUAGAUUUUACACAUUAGCUAGCUAGCAUCUUUAAGUAACCCACAGUUUAGUGAUUUGCCAAAGGAGGCAACAGCUAAUAUUUAAAAAAGAAAACGGAUGACACACUCCAGAUGGCACAAGUUUUCAACAACAUUUUCUUGUCAUUUACUUUUUCCUAAAGCUGUUGGCUCCAUGUUAGCUCCAUGUUAGCUCCAUGUUAGCUCCAUGUUAGCUCCAUUUCAAACACACAGUGCUCAUGUUUUCUCCCCUGAACAAGUCUCCUCAGUAUUUCUGCUGUUUUUUUGUCCUGAUGGUAGCAGGGAAGGUCAGAGGUCAACCAGGCUGAAGCUCUUAGAGCUGGAUUUAAGUGUUGAUGUAGCCGUCAGUCAAAGGUGAGUGACAGGUGUUUGUUGUCUGGCCUUGAGGUGGAUCUUGUCAGAUCGAUCCUGACUGAGCGUGUUGAUUACUGGCAGCAGCAGAUGAGCUUCUGACACCAAAAACCUGUUAACAAGAUAGGAAAACCUCAUAUGUCCAGUUGAUGUUUUGGUGUUGUUAUGAACAGAACUUUGGAGAUAUGAGGUUUUCACUCUCCAUUAUUGUAGACUUUUAUUCCAGCGGCUCCUGCAGUCAUCGGCCCCCCUCCCUCCUUUCUUUGUGAGAUUUCAGUCCGAACAAACACGACAGCAGCUCGUAUCAUUGGUUGGUUCUUCCUGUCCACUUUACUGUCCUUGUCCAUUUAGACAUUUUGGUCCCUGAGUUUUGCCUGUCAGGGAGAUACAGAUCCUGACUCCUGCAGAGAGUUUGGCAUGCUCUGAGGUGGUUUCUCUCCUGACAUUUCAGUUUCAGACUUUUGUUGUGAAAAUGCCUGCACUUCCAGGUGUUUCCUGCUUUCUUUACCUUCUACUUCUAUUGGUUCUGUUGCAAACCAUUUCACCUUCAAACGUUGCCGUGUUUAAGUUCCUUGAGUCCGUAAAGUGAGCUGCUGACGUCUUUGUUUGGACCUGAACCUCGUCGUGUCAGCAGGUGGACAGACACCCAGUCCCUCUUUCAUCGACCCCAUAUGAAAAGAAAAAGGCACUAAGGGAAAAACUCAGGCGCUUACUCUCACACCUGUCCACCUGCAGCACCUCCAAACCUCCACCAAUCACAGACGCCCUCCGAAAUGAAUCCUGAAUCCAUGUUGGAGUUUAGCCCCAUGUUUAAAAGAGAUGGCACUUGAGCGCGAGAGUUGAUUCCGAACCUUGGAAAUAUAAUCUCAACUCAAGGCUCACUUACUAGUUUUCCUCCAGAGCUUGAAGCUACAUCUCCUGGCGUUCACUGAGGGAGCUGAGCAGACUGUCUACUGACGACUGAGACGCAGUUAAAAGCUCCAGGAAAGUCUGGUGAGUGGACCUUGAGUUGAGUCAAAGCAGAAACUCAGAAUCCAUCGAGAGGAGCAGAACAGCCAGUCGGAUUUAACGGGUAGCGUAUGUCGUUACCACAGUAACCACAGGUGUCGCCAAAAUCAACCAGAAUUGAAAGCUUCAGGAUUAUAACUUGAGCCAGUGUAGUUGUCAUCGCCUGCUGUCAGCAGAGAUGGUUCCCAGUCACACCUGAACACAGUGCAAGCGUACGCAAAGCAGAAAAACUGCUCGCUCUGCUGUCAGUCUGUCCGUUUGUUCAACACUUAACUACUGACCAGGUUUACAUCAGUGAUGGGGGUGAACCCUGACCUCUUCUAGUGCAACCAUCAGGACAAAAUUUCCAAUUUUCUCUCCACUUGUGGUGAAACUCUCAGAAGGAUGUUGUGAUCAUGAGAAAAUCAUGAACUUUCAUUCAUCUUGAAGUAUGAUGACGACGACGAUGAUGAUGAUGAUGAUGAUGAUGAUGAUGAUGCAGAAUCGACCAGGUGAGGACACAGGAUGACGUUCUGUGAAGAGGCAGUGACUUUCUGACUCUGACAUCACGGUGACUGAGAGCGUCAACGUACAGUCGGAGAGUUCGCCAAUAAAACCUGAAGUCAAACUGCUUUUGGGAAUCUGAACGUGAAAAAAAAAAAAAAGGAACUCCAUUGGUCGAGUGUUGUAGCCGCGAGGUGACUGCUUAUGUGUCUUUUCAUCCUUGUUGUAUCAUACAGUUUUCCAGACAGUUAAACGACUGAACUUCUGUCAAAGAUCAGUUUUCUGUCCAUUUAAUUCAGGUCAGCAUUGGCUCUUCCCACCAAUCAUGAGUAAGCUCUGUAGUGACGGGGGGCCGGGGUUCGACGGGCGGUUGGCCGGUAAACGGUGAGCGAGGAAAAGGCCGGAACUGAUGUGUUUUAAGAGUCUGACGUGUUUGUCUCUCUGGCUGUUGGUGAGUUCAGAUUUUGGGCCUCGAGGUGAACUGGAGGUCCCUGCUUCCAUGUCAGGUGACCUUUAACCUUUAUUUUCUCCUGUUAGGGUAAACACGAGCUAGUUAAACUCUACUGCUUUUAGUCUUGUUCUUUUUUUUCUGUGUUGUCGCUCUAAAGUUAAAGUGUCGGUAUGUGAUGCUUCAGGACAAAUCGCCUCCAGCAGCAGCUCUACAUUCCCAUCGAGAAUGUACGUCUGAGCCACGCUCUCCAUCAUCUCCCGUCUCUUUAGUCCAGAUGAGUUUUGUUUUCUCUGGUCGCGUCUGGUGGAAGCUGCCUCGCUAACAGACUGUAGACUGAACACUGUAUCUGCUGGUGAAACUUUACAUGACUCUGUAACUCUGUACUUUUUAUUUUGUUGACCGUGUGUUUGAACUAAACGUAACUGUUGGCCCCGCCUGUUUCUGAUGUGUACACUAUGUAGAGAGAUGGACCUGCUGACGCACCACAGGAAGGUCCAGCUUUGAAUAGAAAUACUGUGAUGAUGGAGCCUGAUGUGUGUGCGGACAAGCAGUCAACAUUUGUUUUGAUGAAUAAAAAGGCCAAAUGGAAACUGAA
Messenger RNA from Chelmon rostratus (copperband butterflyfish), 5982 nucleotides. RefSeq names its product calnexin (gene canx). NCBI's taxonomy places the organism in Eukaryota, Metazoa, Chordata, Actinopteri, Chaetodontiformes, Chaetodontidae. Gene Ontology annotation, biological process: protein folding. The transcript is spliced from 15 exons. Gene Ontology annotation, molecular function: calcium ion binding. Gene Ontology annotation, cellular component: endoplasmic reticulum membrane; endoplasmic reticulum. The record is from RefSeq and is a predicted model, not a curated record. The coding region runs from base 64 to 1935 and encodes 623 amino acids.